Aphanomyces astaci is the source of this 715-nucleotide messenger RNA. Its product is annotated as thymidylate kinase. The transcript has 2 exons. The coding region runs from base 1 to 651 and encodes 216 amino acids. Gene Ontology annotation, molecular function: dTMP kinase activity; ATP binding. Gene Ontology annotation, biological process: dUDP biosynthetic process; dTDP biosynthetic process; dTTP biosynthetic process. The record is from RefSeq and is a predicted model, not a curated record. Lineage: Eukaryota; Oomycota; Saprolegniomycetes; Saprolegniales; Verrucalvaceae. Gene Ontology annotation, cellular component: cytosol; nucleus; mitochondrion.
AUGGCCGCGCCUGCUGACAUGGCACGCCGCGGUGCGCUCAUCCUCCUGGAAGGUGUAGAUCGAUGCGGCAAGUCGACGCAAGCCAAACUCCUCGCACAGCAUUUGAACUGCACGCUCCAGAACUUCCCGGACCGUACCACGUCCAUCGGGUCCACCAUCAACGCAUACCUAUCCAACGCAUGCGAAAUGAACGACCAGGCGAUUCAUCUGCUGUUCAGUGCGAAUCGGUGGGAGCUGUCAGAGAAGCUCCGCGAUCUUCUCAACCAAGGCACCCAUGUCGUCCUCGAUCGGUACUGCUACAGCGGCGCUGCGUUCACGGCGGCCAAGGAGAAGCCUGGAUUGUCCCUUGACUGGUGCAUGCGUCCAGAGAUCGGUCUUCCUCGACCUGACGUUGUGAUAUUUCUCGACAUCUCCACACACGAUGCGGCUCAACGUGCCGCCUACGGCGAGGAACGCUACGAGAAGCGCGAGUUCCAGGAACGCGUGCGCGCCAACUUCUUCCGCAUCAUGGAGACUGAGGCGGCAGCGAAAGCUCCUUGGCAUGUCCUCGACGCUACCAAGUCUAUCGACGAGCUGCACGCGUCCAUCAAGGCCGUCGCGACUUCAACCAUUGCCCAGGUCGAGCACACCCCUGUUCGAAUCCUUGAAUAGUAUUACUAGGGAAUAUUAAUAGUAUGAGUAGUAGUAGUACUACUACUACUACGAUUGCACUGGA